This is a messenger RNA of Conger conger (European conger), 2650 nucleotides long. Its product is annotated as killer cell lectin-like receptor subfamily B member 1A. The transcript is spliced from 5 exons. The coding region runs from base 2003 to 2521 and encodes 172 amino acids. Lineage: Eukaryota; Metazoa; Chordata; Actinopteri; Anguilliformes; Congridae. The record is from RefSeq and is a predicted model, not a curated record.
UUAAGGUGUCAGAUUUCAUUAUUAUGUUCCACUGAAGGAUCCAUCAUCUACUUCUGCUUUUCAUUUCCUUUGCCGUUCUGUGUGUCAUCAUAUGCCUGCGUGUGGAUGGGGCUGAGACUGUCGACUGUAUGAGCUUCUUGAUUCAAUGUUGACAAUGCACCAGAGAAGCCGGCCACUCUGCAUCCAUGUUGUUGUUAUCGAUGAAUGGCGUUAAGAUGAAACGCUGUGCCACAUCUACAAGACAACUACAGACUUCUCAAGUUUGCAUAACUUAGUUAGGGAGAUGUGACAUUAUGACCGAGAGUGGGGGAAGUUUCCAGGAGUCCGGGAGCUUGUGCCAAAAUCCAGGAGAUUUCCAGACAUUCUGGGAGAGUUGAGAUGCCUGCUAAUAUCAUUUAAAAAGUCACAGAGAAGAAACAUAUAUGGCCCUAUUUCCCAGCCAGCAUCUACGAAAUUGCGAGCUGGCAUGCUGUUGAUUUCGCAUUUUCAGGAUGAUCCCGAUGCCUCCUGUAAUUUUGGCUCGCUGCACGCCAAGAGUGUCAGUCAAGAGUUAGCAGCUUAUUGCCAAUUUGGUGUAGCUCAUUGCAAUUUUUCGGUCAGACAGGUCCGCCUUUCACCCUUUUGCCACCCACCUGCUCAACCCAGGUCUAAGGCACAAGUUUCAGUAGCUAUUAAUUUCUGUUAAUAGUAUGCUGUUCAGUUUGUCUUUGAUAUUGUUAAAUGCCACAAGCUGGAAAAUGCAUUGGUUAAAUUCCUAUAUUUAUUUUUGUUUUUAAUUGUUUGUGGCUAUUCUCAUUGUAGACUGUGAUUGCUCAGAUACGAUGUCAUUAUUUUUCUUAGACCGGUGUGUAAUGAGAAGAAUGGCACAACGCAUCUUGAACAAUCUUUUCAUUUAAAUUAUGUGACAGUAGUUAGUGCUCUGCGCAAAUUACGGAUAGAUUGCAUUUGUACACUCAGUUUGAGAAUUAAUCCAACAAUAUAUCCAAUAAUAUUUUGCAACAAUUUCUCUCUUGGCAUAGAUGUAAUAUCAAUGUACAUGUGAAGACAUAAUUACAGUUUUUUUAAACAAGGAAUGACCAUUACACCUACUAUGAUGUGGUUACUACCAACAUCUCUGAGCAGUCUAUCUUGCAGUUAAGAGAACUAAACUACAGUGUUUCCAAUGUAUGCCAGUACCAUAUAUGCAAGCUGCAUUAGUUAUCUCCUAGCAUAUCUUCCUCACUAAUAUCAUCCAGUUGUGCUCAGUGUCAAAGAGACCGAUAAACAACAAGACGUGUUGUCAUUAUUUUUUGUCUGGCAGGCCGGCUACAUCUAUAGAUUGCCUGGGCCAAGUUCAAGUUCAAAUAAGACUGCUUCCAGGGCGCUGCACUGUGGCGACCUGCGGUGUUUUUCUUGUUGGCAUGUUGUCAUCUUUUGUCGUCCUUCGUGUAUUUUAUGCACUUUUACUGCAGUUUUUACGACUCGACCUGUUGUGUAUUACCAUGGCUUUGCCUGCAUGGAUUAUCGGACUUGCCCUGCUGAUUUUAAGCGCCUAUUUUAUUCAAGGACUCAAUCACGGUAACGCUGCGGGCAGCGCUGCAAUUCAAUACACUAGAGACUUCCUACUACAGUGUAAAUCUAAAGCUCCGGUCAACCUAAAAGUUGACUCAAUACCGAGCUUUUUGCGGACCCACUUUCACACACAAUCCAAACGAAAACGGGGGAAGAAAGGCGGAAUCAGACAGAGACUGAAAAGAAUGAAGAACAAACUUCCCCUGCCCACCUGCUUGCUGAUCAACGCCCGGUCCCUGAGGGGGAAAACAGAUGAAUUGACAGCAAAUCUCCGCCACCUCCACGAGUACCGGACUGCCUGUGUGAUGGCGAUCACGGAGACGUGGUUGGAUAGUCAAGCCCCGUCCAGUCAGGCGGAGCCGGCCGGUUUUACCGCAUACAGAAUGGACCGGGACUCCCGUGUCACAGGAAAGUCACAUGGCGGUGGUGUGUGUCUCCUCAUUCGGGACGAAUGGUGUGGAUCAGUAGUGUGGUCAGGCUCCAUGGAGAAUCAAGUCAGUGCCAUUUCCAAUCUCAGGGAGGACAACAGAGGUUUGACAUGUGCCCUAAUAGAUGUCAGACUGUAAUCCCACCCACGGUAUCUAAACAUCUCUUGCCUGCGUGUCCAGUUAACUGGUUGGAAUACAAGGACAUGUGUUACUUCAUUGGUCGCACAAAGCUGACCAUAUUAUCGGCCCUCAUCUCCUGUCGCCAAAACUCUUCUGAACUGGUUCAUACAGAGGAUUUCAACACACUGAUUUUUUUACGACCACACAUGGGUGAUGCGAGCUACUGGAUUGGCCUGAUCAAGUUAGAACACUGGUUCUGGAUGGAUGGCAGGCAAUUGCAGAAUGCAGUUAAGUCUUUCUUCAGUAAUACUGAUCAUUUGGAGAGAAGCUGUACCACUGUGUCCAAAAAUGCCAUUUUUGCAGAGAAAUGUGAUGCACUGAUGGGUUAUAUUUGUCAGAAGGAAGCCAAGACUUACGCUUGAUGAAAACAAUAUAAUAUUAUGCUGAUAUUUAGUACGUAUUUUCAGUUAUGUUUGAGAUCAGAACAAAAUUAUUUGAACAAAAGGAAAGCCCUGGCAUGUUUCAACAAGAACAAUAAAACGUGUGAAUGA